AUGGGUUUGGCUUAUAAUGGAACCGUAAGUACAACAAUCACUGGACGUAAUUGCAAGAGUUGGGCAGGAAUAACUAUUAAUGACGAAUUGCAAACAGCUCAACAUAACUAUUGCCGAAAUCCUGAUGCAUCCUCAAAUGGACCUUGGUGUUUUACAACUGACCCUGAAGUAUUCUGGGAAUUUUGCAGUAUUCCGUUAUGUGCAAAAGAAUGUCUGCAAAAUACGAAGGGUUUGGCUUAUAAAGGAACCGUAAGUACAACACGCAGUGGACAUAACUGCAAGAGUUGGGCAGGAAUAUCUAUAAAUAACGAAAUACAAACAGAUCAACAUAACUAUUGCCGAAAUCCUGAUGCAGACCCUAAUGGACCUUGGUGUUUUACAUCUAACCCAGAUGUCUUAUGGGAAGAGUGCAGUAUUCCGUUAUGUGUAACACAGAUUGGCAAACUAGAUGAUGAUGAUGAUGAUGAUGACGUUGAUAUUACAACAAAACCAGGUGAGACCAUCAAGAAAGAUUAA
Molecule: messenger RNA, 516 nt
Organism: Mytilus californianus (California mussel)
Lineage: Eukaryota; Metazoa; Mollusca; Bivalvia; Mytilida; Mytilidae
Product: plasminogen-like
Exons: 4
Coding region: 1-516 (171 amino acids)
Source: RefSeq, a predicted model, not a curated record